This is a messenger RNA of Trichoderma gamsii, 2154 nucleotides long. Its product is annotated as glutamyl-tRNA(Gln) amidotransferase subunit A. NCBI's taxonomy places the organism in Eukaryota, Fungi, Ascomycota, Sordariomycetes, Hypocreales, Hypocreaceae. Gene Ontology annotation, molecular function: catalytic activity. The transcript is spliced from 2 exons. The record is from RefSeq and is a predicted model, not a curated record. Bases 1 to 2154 code for a protein of 717 amino acids.
AUGGCCUCAGACAGAAAAUUGUUGCUUCGCAAUGCUCGCCCGUAUGCGUUUUCUUGCCCUGCUGCAACCACGGCUCUAGUAAUAAUCGAUAUGCAGCGAGACUUCUUAGACCCAAAUGGCUUCGGGUCUGUUAUUUGCGCAAAUCCCGCUGCCUUCUCAUCUGUUCGCAAAAUAGUGCCCAAUGUCCAGAAAGCACUCGAAGCCGCCCGAUCUAUCGGCAUGCAUGUUAUUUUCACCAGAGAAGGCCAUCUUCCAAAUCUCUCCGAUCUGCCCGCUGCGAAAAGGUUGAGGCAGGCAAGCGCACCAAACGGCAGCAAAUCACUGACCAUUGGCGACGAAGGCCCUAUGGGGAAGCUACUUGUAAGAGGCGAGAAAGGCCAUGAUAUCAUCGACGAACUGAAGCCGUAUCCUGGAGAGCCAAUUAUAGAUAAGCCUGGGAAAGGGAGUUUUUGGGGGACUGAAUUCCAUCGAGUGUUGUUGGCCAGGGGCAUUACGCAUUUGGUCCUUGCUGGAGUUACGACUGAAUGUUGCGUAACAAGUACCCUAAGGGAGGGCAAUGAUAGAGGCUAUGAAUGUUGCAUUCUAUCAGACUGUACAGCAGGAUUUGACGAAAGUAUGGCAGCCACGUCCUUGGAUAUUGUUUGCUGCCAAAACGGCCUCUUCGGAUAUGUAGGCCACAGCUCAGAGUUCACUACGGAAGCAGAGCAAUUUCGCCAGCUUAUUCCGUCCUCAACCAAUCAUGGUCUCAACUCUCCAAUGCUUCCUUCUAUCGAUCAACUCAAGAGUCUUUACAGAGAUGGCCGUACCACGCCCGAGGCAGUUAUCAAUUCCGUGUUUGAUCGCAUAGCAAAGUAUGGGGAUAUUAAUCCUGCUGUUUGGAUCUCUAGGCAGUCUCAAGAGGAUGUAUUAGCGGCUGCCAGUAAACUAUCUGCAGCAUAUGCUGGAAAGCCUCUCCCGCCUCUUUUUGGCAUCCCGUUUGCCAUAAAAGACAACAUUGAUGUUGAAGGUUUGGUUACCACAGCAGCAUGCGAAAGCUAUGCGUAUACGGCUACUUCUACAGCUCCGUCAAUUCAACAUCUGCUCGACGCGGGGGCACUCUAUAUAGGGAAGUUGAACCUCGAACAGCUUGCGACUGGUUUGGUGGGAUGCCGCUCGCCUUAUGGUGCUCUUCACUGCUUCCACAGCAAAGAUCAUGUCCCCGGUGGCUCAUCUUCCGGAUCCGCAGUCGCUGUCGCUGCUGGACUUGUUUCCUUUGCCAUUGGGACUGAUACAGCCGGGAGCGUUCGUGCCCCUGCUGCACUAAACGGCGUCGUUGGCUUCAAACCCACCAAAGGCACAAUCUCCGCCAGAGGCGCGGUGCCUGCAUGCCAGAGUCUCGAUACAAUUGGCGUUUUGGCACCUUCUGUAGCCGACGCAAGACAGGUUUGGUAUGUGCUUGAUCGGCACGAUUCUCUAGAUCCGUAUGCCAAACCACCGGCAAGUUUGCCGACGUGGGCUGUAGACUUCCGAGGACCAAAAGAAGGAGGCUUUACCUUUGGCAUCCCUCCUGAUUCCCUUUUACAGCUGUGUUCAAAGGAAUAUCAAGAGCUGUUUAAGAAGGCUGUUGAUGUGCUGCAGUCGAUUGGAGGAACACUCGUUGAUAUUGACUACACGCCACUUGCUACAGCGGGCGAUCUCAUUUACGGUGCGUCUCUUAUUCACGAACGUCUCGCUUCAAUCGGCUACGAGUUUCUCUCAGAGAAGAUCGACACGCUUCAUCCGACGACUAAAUUAGUCAUCCAGAAGGUUCUCUCGUCGGACUUGAAAGGUUGGGAGGUAUACAGAGACCAAGCCAUACAAAUGGAAUGUAUUGCCAAAGGCCGCCAAAUCUUCAACAAGUUCGAAGAUGGUAUUGACGUUUUAGUCGUGCCAACCGUGCCAUGGCAUCCGACUAUACAAGAAAUAGAAGACAGUCCGCUGAUUGCAAAUUCCAAGCUUGGUAUCUUCACACAUCCAGGAAAUGUCAUUGAUUUAUGCGGAGUCAGCGUCAAUGCCGGAUGGGCCGAAGAUGGAGGAGUUCGGUUACCUUUUGGUAUUACCUUUCAAGGCGGCAGCGGAUAUGAUGGUAAGGUGCUGGAUAUCGCAGCUGUUUUCGAAAAUUAUUCGGCAAAAUAA